Molecule: messenger RNA, 751 nt
Organism: Lucilia sericata (common green bottle fly)
Lineage: Eukaryota; Metazoa; Arthropoda; Insecta; Diptera; Calliphoridae
Product: thialysine N-epsilon-acetyltransferase-like
Exons: 5
Coding region: 129-662 (177 amino acids)
Molecular function (GO): N-acetyltransferase activity
Source: RefSeq, a predicted model, not a curated record
ACAGAACAAAAACAAUUUGAUAAGAGAGUGAGAAUAAGAUUUUAGUUUUGCGUUAGUUAAUUCUUCGCUAGUAAAUUGUUGAAGUACAUUCGCAUUUACAAAUACCAGGUGUUUUAUUUAAAUUUUUUAUGGAAAACAUGGCAACAAAAAAACAAUUUAAUUUUCGCAAAGCUCAAGUAAAAGAUAUAAAAGAUGUAAAAGAAAUGAUACAGGAAUUGGCUGAUUUUGAGAAAAUGAGUGAUGGUCCCCAGUUGACGGAGCAAGAUCUAAUACGCGACUCUGGCCUUGAUGGUGGUCAAGAAUAUUGCCAUAUUUACGUUUUGGAUUUAGUUGAACAGGAGAAAACCACCGUUAUUGGAUAUGCCAUAUGCUUUUUCAACUACUCCACUUGGCAAGGUAAAUCGUAUUUCCUGGAAGAUAUUUAUGUACGUCCAGCUUAUCGUGGCAUUGGAGCUGGUGCUCGCAUGUUUAAAGAAGUUGCCGCUAAAGCUAAUGAAUUCAACUGUAAACGUGUUGAUUUUCAUGUUUUAUCUUGGAAUCCAGCUUCAAAAUUCUAUAAGAAAUUAGGUGCCACCGAUUUAACGGAAGCAGAAGAAUGGCAUUUUUAUCGUUUACAAGAGAAAGAUAUUAAGAAUUUGGUGGAGGAAUUGAAAAAGGAAUAAUAUCGGGAAAUAUAUAUAUUUUUUGUAUUAAAAUAAGCAUUUGUAACUGUAAUUAGUAUUGUAUUUUUAAAGAAAAGAGUCAUAAAAUA